Messenger RNA from Lagenorhynchus albirostris (white-beaked dolphin), 1880 nucleotides. It is a transcript of the gene CFAP53, whose product is annotated as cilia and flagella associated protein 53. Lineage: Eukaryota; Metazoa; Chordata; Mammalia; Artiodactyla; Delphinidae. The coding region runs from base 160 to 1869 and encodes 569 amino acids. The transcript has 8 exons. The record is from RefSeq and is a predicted model, not a curated record.
CUUCGACUAAACUUCGGGUUAAGGAGGCUCUUUUUUUUGCUAUUUGAUGAACCCUGGAAGAAGGGAGUGAGGUCGGCGGGAGGCCUGGCGGAGGGCGGGGAGAGGACUGCGCAGACUCAGCUUUUCCACUCCCAGAGGAAGUCGUGAGUGCUGGAGUCUAUGGUCACCAUGGUGACGGGACCAACUUCCGCCCCCCUCACCUGCCCUGAUCCCCGCGAGGCGCACCAUGGCAACCGGACCUCUGCGUCGCGGAAUCUGGUCCCUCAGGUCGCUGUGGUUGGGGAACCGCGGCGGGCGUCGCCCCCAACCCGAGGGGACUCGAAAAUGUACAGCCAGCGAUUUGGCAUCAUACAGCGGGAGGUUAAGGGCCCCACUCCCAAAGUGGUGAUCGUGAGAGCCAAGCCUCCCAAAGGCCAAGGGGCUGAACAUCAUCUGGAAAGAAUCCGACGCAGCCAUCAGAAGCAUCAUGCUAUUUUGGCUUCCAUUAAGUCAAACGAGCGGGAUCGCUUGAAAGUUGAGUGGGACCAGCACAAUGACCGCAAGUUUGUGGACAGUCUUGUGAAAGCGAGAGUCAAGGAUGCCAUGCAAGGGUUUAUCAUCAAUACUGAAGAAAGACGAAAUAAGUUACGUGAACUUUUAGCAUCAGAAGAAAAUGAAUAUUUUAUUGAAAUGCAGUUGAAAGAAGAAACAAUUGAGGAGAAAAAAGAUAGAAUGAGAGAUAAAAUCAGAUUAUUAAGAGAGAAGAAAGAAAAAGAGAGACAGGAUUUUGUGGCUGAAAAGCUAGACCAGCAAUUCAGGGAACGCUGUGAGGAGCUCCGUGUUGAGUUGUCCUGUAUCCAUCAGAAGGCAGUGAGCAAGGAUCGGAAAGCACAGAUAGCAUUUAAUGAGGAGCUGAAAAGGCAGAAGCUGGUGGAAGAGCAGAUCUUCUCAAAGCUCUGGGAGGAAGACCGACUGGCCAAAGAGAAGCGAGAAGCCAAAGAGGCGAGGAGACAAAGAGAGCUGGUGGAGAACACACGGCUGGGGCUGAAUGCCCAGAUCACCAGCAUCCAGGCGCAAAGGCAGGCAGAGCGGCGGCUGAAGGAGGAGGAGGCGCGCCUUGUGGAAAAUGACAAAGCACAGGUGAAACUUGAGAAUGAACAGGAUAGGCUAAAGAAACAGAAGACAAAACAGGAAAUAAGGGCUGCUUUGCAAAAAGCCCUCCAAGAGAAGAUGGAGCAUAUUCAGCAGGAAUACAGAGAAGAUCAGGACUUGAACAUGAAGCUCAUGCAAAGCGCCCUUCAAAACUUACAGGAAGAGGCUGAUAAAAAGAAGCAAAAAAGAGAAGAUAUGAUAAGAGAACAGAAGAUAUAUCAUCAGUACUUGGCACAGCGGCGUGAGGAAGAAAAAGCUCAGGAGAAAGAACUGGACAGAAUGUUAGAGAAAGAGAAGGAAAAGAAGAUUGCUGAGAAGGACAAGGAGCUGAGACUUAAAAAGGAGGCAAGAAAACAACUUUUGAAUGAGGUCAUGUGUACAAGAAAACUGCAAGUUCAAGAAAAGUUGCAACGAAAAGCAAAAGAACAGGAAGAACGUGCUAUGGAACAGGAAUGCAUAAAUGAAGGUCUUAAAGAGCUUAACCGUGAAGAGAGGGAGGAUUUUACAAGACGCUCCAGUUUAGCCCAGGAGUACAGGAAGCAACUUCAGAUGCAAAUGUGCUCCCAACAGCAGGCCCGUGAAGCGGAGAAGGAGGAGGAACGCCGAGAGUUUGAAGCAGGGAUGACAGCAGAGAAGAAUUUCCAGGACAAGAUCCAGGAGAUCCUGUCCACCCAUCAAGUGCUGCCCCGAAAUAUUCAUCCCAUGCGGAGAGCAUGCCCUAAUAAACUUCCACCAUAGUUUCAUAAACA